AAAACGGAUUCGGCCUUCGCGAAAGUCGCAAAUGCAUGUCCCGACGCGUCAUUGUUUUGCACUCGCGGCGUUUUAUUGCCGCUCGAUUCUGUAAACAAUUUUAGUUUUUGUCAAAACGCCGAUAAGAUUCGCAGAAGCCGUGUUGUUUAGUGUUUCGAAAAUUUAUUAUUGUGAAAGCAUCGCAAGAGAGAUACAGAUUAGCCGUCGUAAUGAAUCGGUUUUUAUUUGGAUGUCUCAAUAUUGACAAAGAGAUGAUUGUUAUUAUACGGCGGAUCAAAGUGGGCGAGGAUUUUGAGUUUGGCUGAGCAUCUUGGAUUUUGCCCGUUUUUCGUCCUUUGGUAAGCCAGUAAUAAUGUUCUAUUACUUAUAAGUGGUAUUUUAUUUCAGCAAUUUAAUUGGAUAACAUAUUAAUUUAUUGAACAAUUCUUUAUCAAUACUUUAUCGAAACAUUUAUUUUUAUUGAGUAUUUACAUAAAUAAAUAUCAUGUUAUCUCUAAGCAUAAAAAUCAAAUUAUGCAACCCGGACUUCAUCAAUUUCUUAAUAAUUAAGUGCGACAAAGAUAAGUUUAAGUAUUUUGCUGUUUGUAAGUUACGUAAGAAAGGCGGUUUAUCUGUUUUAUUGGCUGAUGAUAAAUCCCUUGUUUUUGAAUUUCUGGAUAAUAAUUCAACCCUUAUAAAUAGUGUCUGUGUAUGGUUCAAUAAUGACCAGUAUGAUAACUACUUUUCCUUCCAAGUUAAGGCAAUUACAUCGAUUGUCUUGCAUGACUAAGUGCUUGAAUGACAAGCGUUUUUAUACCAGUGAAGAAAGUAACUGCUUCAGUCAUCACUCCAAACACAUAACCUCAGUAGGUGGUUGCUUUUCUCAUCCUGUUACCACAAAUUAUACAAAUAUUUUAUCAAGAGCCAUGAGUGGGCAAGGUGAUAAUCUCAAAGUUAACUAUGAUGAACUUUUGAAGGCUCAAAAGGAUGAAAGCAUCCUUAUUAUUGAUGUUAGAGAAGACUCUGAAAUUCAAGAAACAGGGAAAUUGCCUGGAAGCAUUCACAUUCCAAUGGGUGAAGUCACAAAUGUUUUAACAAAUACCACCAGUCACGAAUUUGAACAGAAAUUCAGCAAAAAGAAACCAGACAAAGACACGAAAAUCAUCUUAAGCUGUAGAUCUGGUAGACGAAGUGCUUCAGUUCAAUCAGAAAUUCAGAAGUUAGGAUAUAACAAUGCUUACAAUUAUGAAGGUGGAUGGCUUGACUGGGAAAGCAAACAGGCAGCAUAAAUUAGAAUGAAACUCAUUAUGCACAAUUGUAUCAUAUAAAUUGUAUAAAAUAAAAGUAAUUCAUAUUUUCUUGAAAAA
This is a messenger RNA of Nasonia vitripennis (jewel wasp), 1346 nucleotides long. RefSeq names its product rhodanese domain-containing protein CG4456. The record is from RefSeq and is a predicted model, not a curated record. The transcript is spliced from 5 exons. Gene Ontology annotation, molecular function: thiosulfate-cyanide sulfurtransferase activity. Bases 702 to 1268 code for a protein of 188 amino acids. Lineage: Eukaryota; Metazoa; Arthropoda; Insecta; Hymenoptera; Pteromalidae. Gene Ontology annotation, cellular component: mitochondrion.